Molecule: messenger RNA, 624 nt
Organism: Musca vetustissima
Lineage: Eukaryota; Metazoa; Arthropoda; Insecta; Diptera; Muscidae
Product: glutathione S-transferase theta-3-like
Exons: 3
Coding region: 1-624 (207 amino acids)
Biological process (GO): glutathione metabolic process
Cellular component (GO): cytoplasm
Molecular function (GO): glutathione transferase activity
Source: RefSeq, a predicted model, not a curated record
AUGGACUCAACUUUGGAAUAUUAUUUUGAUUUUCUGUCACAGCCCUCCAGGGCUUUGUAUAUUUUACUAAAAGCAAGUGGUACGAAGUUUGAGGCGAAACCCAUCAACUUGCUGGAAGACAAGAGUUCAAACUACUUUUUGGAUUUAUUCCACUGUUUUAAUCUAAAUUGUUUGGCUAAAGAUCAAAUUUCCAAUGCUUUUUAUCCCAUUGACUUACAUCAAAGGGCACGAGUAGAUGAAUUCUUAUCAUGGCAACACACGGGUAUUCGUACUUCAUGCUCCCUUUAUUUUCGUUUUCAAUGGGUCCAGGAGAAAGCAUUUGGUUCACCUGCCUCAGAAGCUAAAGUGGCAAAAUAUCGCAAACUAAUGGAAAAGGAUUUAGACCUGAUGGAAAAUCUAUGGUUAAAAGAUACGGGAUAUUUAGCCGGUAAUAAAUUGACGGCAGCUGAUGUUUUUGGUGCAUGCGAAAUUGAACAAAUAAGAUGUUGUGGUUAUGAAAUUAAAAACAAAUAUCCCAAAAUAUACUCGUGGAUCGAAAAGGUACGCCAUGAGCUGCAUCCGUUUUUCAACGAAGCUCAUCGAAUGGUAUAUAUGUAUGAAAAGGAAACUAAAUCGAAAUUGUAA